Cinara cedri is the source of this 5721-nucleotide messenger RNA. Lineage: Eukaryota; Metazoa; Arthropoda; Insecta; Hemiptera; Aphididae. The record is from the annotation of a GenBank genome assembly.
CAACAAACAUGAACAAUUUAUCAAAUAAAUUAAAGCCAAAAGGUCGGCUAGUGCAUUUAAAGAUCUGUCAAUAGUGUCAAUCUUUGUCAUAAAAAAAGUAUUGAAAUGAGCUCCAAUAUGGGCGUCAAUAACUACAUGAAUAUGUUUGUUCAACCACAGAAUGGCGAUAGUUCCAGUAAACGGGAAUCAUCUUGUAAGUUAAAAACUUUUAAAAUAAUAUAUACAAAUAUUUUAUUAUACCUAAUAAAUUGUAAAAUUGCUAAUAAAGCUUCUGAUGCCAAUGAUCGCAAGCGGAAGAAAAAGUCACGAUGGGGAGGAAGCGAAUUGGAAAAAACGUUUAUUCCGGGCAUGCCAACAGUUUUACCUCAUAACCUCACCAAAGAACAGGAGGAGGCCUAUAUUUGUAAGUUAAAAUUGUUGUAAAUUAUAUAAAUUUAAACUAUCUUAUUAAUUGAUUUAACAUGUGCAUGAAAAAAAAAAAUUAACAAUAUCUAAAAUAAAAAAAUACAAAAAAUUAAUAUUCUCUUGCUCUAUAAUGUUUCAAUUUUUGAACUUAUUCAUAGUUCAUAGCAAAUAUUAAAGUAAACAAAUACUGUGUUCGGGUACGUAUGGGUAGACAAGAAAUGUAUUGUAUUAAUGUAAUAUGCAGAUUAUUUUUGAUUUUAGUGAAAUAUUUAGCUGAGAAAUAAUACGAUACUACAAACUGUUACAGUCAUUUUGUGUUUACAAUGAUUUAAACAUAACAUUAUUAAUGUUAUGAUUAUUAAUACUAUUAUUAUUUUAAUUACUAUUAUUAUUAUUUUCCUUGUUUUGUGAUAUUUUAACACUUAAUAAGUUAAAAUAUAGCUAUUUACUUUCAAAGUGUAAAAUUAAUUUACAAUCAUAUCUAAAUAACUUUAAUAUAUUCAGUUAUUUAUUCGUCUUUUAAGGUCUUCAGAAAUUAAUUAUGAAGAGUAGCAUGUACAUUCAAUAAUUAUGUACUUGAAACUAUGGAAUAGAAUCCAUUUUUUUCUUUACAGCACACUGACUACUAUCUGCUUAUCCCGCGAUACAAGAAUAUGAAUGGAUUUGUAUAAAUUUGGGUUUAGGUAAUAACGUAACUUGGACAUUUAUAACUUGUUAUUUUAUUUUUGGGCAUGAUAGUUGAUAAAAACUUGCAUGUUCUAAAAUAAAUAUUUUAAUCUCAUUUAAAACUCAAAUUGAUUUCUAUAAGAAGACUCAUUUUUAUAACAUUUAAUAUAUUGAAAGUAAUUUUUUGUCUAAACCAAAUUCAAUUUUCAUAAGUGUAUUUAUUAUAGAAGGCUAAUAAAAGAUUAAUCAUAAUUAUUUUAUUUUAUUUUAUACAGUUAUAAAUAUGUAUAUAGUACUGUUAAUAUAUAGUCUCUGAAUUUUCAAAAUAUUUUCUUAUUUUUUUGUUUCUUCUAUUUUUAAAAUCUUCGUUUUUCUUAACAUUUCAUAUUGAUGUUUAAUUUUAAAUAUUUAUAUUAUAAUGAAAUUCUGGAGCUUCUGUGUCUGCAUGAGAAAUUAUAAAAACUGGAUAUAUUCUUAAUAUUAACCAAUAUUUAAAAUUAUAUUUUUUAGAUUUUAUCAUAAUAUUAAACUUAAAAAUAAUAUUACCAAUCAAUAAAAAAAAAAAUUAACUGAUAAAAUAUAAAAUGGUGGAUAAUGUAGUAUAAAUUAUGGUAUUUUCAAUAUUUUAUUUGAACAGUUAUUUAAAUGUUUUGUGUGAGUAAUUUUAAUCUGUAUGUACUAAUUUCCGGGCGUUUUUGCCCUGUUCUAACCCGUUGACAUUUCAGUACAACUACAAAUUGAAGAAAUUGGACGGAAGCUGAGGACAGGAGAGCUGGGCAUUCCAUCAAAUCCUGAAGAAAGGUUUGACCGAUUUGGAAAUCCAUCAACUAUUAUUUAGCACUACUCCUUUCGAUACGUUAUACGGGUUUGAUCUAAUCAUAAUAUUGACAUUUAUUAUACUGUUUGUUUUGUUUUCAGUAGAGAAUACUCAAAGAAUUCCCAAGGGUAUUAUUUUAAAAUUAGGCUCAAAAAUUAAUUCUUAGAAAGUUCUACAUAGCUUGAAUUAAAAAUGAAAAUUGUUUAUAUGAUUAAAUUAAUAUUAUUUAAAAUUUAAAAUUCACCUAAGCAGUUUUGUGGAACUUUCUUUAUUAAAUAUAUUUAAUUGAUUAAUUUAAUAUUAGAUUUCAUUAAUUUUGUUAGGUUAUUAAUUAUUAUUUUCUAAACAGGCUGAAUAUUAAAAUAAUAUGUUUAAUUUUAAGAUUAAUCAACAUUUUCAUUAUUUUUUUUAGCAUAUAUUUUUUUAAUUUUUGAAGUUAACUCAUGUUCUUCCAGAGGAUACUAAUUUUAAAUUUUUUUCAUACCCAAAAUAUGGUGGUCAUUUAAUUAAUUAUUUUAAAUAUAUUAUAAUUGUCCUUAAAUAUUAAUAUAUAUAUUUUUUUCAACAAAAUCAUAAAUGUAGGGCUAAAUUAUUAGAUACCAAGAAAGCAUCACCUAUAUUGUUUCAGAUCACCUUCGCCUGAGCCCAUAUAUAGUAGCGAUGGUAAGCGAAUGAAUACCAGAGAGUAUCGAACUCGUAAAAAGUUAGAAGAAGAGCGUCAUAGAUUGAUUCAACGCAUGGCAACAAUAAAUCCAACAUUUAAGCCCCCAGCAGAUUAUAAGUAAGUAUAAAUUAGAGCAUUAAAGUAUUUUUAUUCAUAAUUUAUAUUAUUAUUCUUUUGAUUUUUAAUUAAAUAUUAAAUUUCAGACCUCCAGUUAUUCGUGUUAGUGACAAAGUAAUGAUUCCUCAAGAUGAACAUCCUGACAUUAAUUUUGUUGGUCUUUUGAUUGGACCGCGUGGAAAUACGUUAAAAUGUUAGUUUGAGUCAUUAAUUUUUUUAAGCAUUUAAUAUUUUAUUUAAUACUUGUUUAUUAUUUUAUUUUUAUAGCUAUGGAAAAAGAAACCGGUGCUAAAAUUAUAAUCCGCGGUAAAGGUUCAGUAAAGGAAGGAAAAGUAGCCCGUAAAGAUGGACAACCAUUACCGGGAGAAGAUGAACCAUUGCAUGCUUAUGUAACUGGAAACAAUCCUGAAUAUGUUCAAAAAGCAGUGAACAAAGUAAUUUUCAUUAAAUAUUAAAUUUAUCAAUAUAUUAAUGUUAUUUGUAUAUUUUAUUGUAAUAUUUAUAGAUUAAAGAAAUUAUAAAGCAAGGUGUGGAAGUUCCGGAAGGUCAAAAUGAUCUGCGACGAAUGCAACUUAGAGAGCUCGCUCUUUUAAAUGGUACUCUUAGAGAAAAUGAUGGACCUAGGUGUUCUAAUUGUGGUGCUGCUGAUCAUAAGUCUUGGAUGGUAAGUAUAUAUAUUUAUAUAAUAUAUGGAAAAAAUCUGUAUUUUAAAACUAUGUAAUUUUUAUGUAAUCAGUUUCUGUGUACUCAUAAUAAAACACACAAUAAAAUAGUCAACAUUUGUGAAUAAAAUAUUGGAGUAAUAAUUGGUUUCUGUUGAUUCUGUUUCAUGUUAUUUUUGUUUUUUUAGAAAUGUUCAAUAUUUAUAUGGGGUAAAAACAAAUGAAAUUAAUGAAUUUGGAGUAUCAUACCAUGGGUUAUUUAUUAUGUAGGACAUACAAUCAAAAGUUGUAUGAGUUGUUUUUCGUUAUUUCAAAAUUGUGGCCCCAAUAGCCGUAUUGAGUUAAAACCAAUUUUCACCAUCUUAGAAAAUGAGAGUGAAAACUGAAAAUGUUAUUAUUUUAUUGUCACCAAAAAUACCAUGAAAUUCAAAAUGUCAAUUUGAUUAGAUCUGGGUUAGUGGGUCAAUAAGCAAUCGCACGUUUUACAUUUAUACUGUGCAUUUCUUUAUGAGUAAAUUAAUAUAAACCAUAGUUAAAAAAAAAUUCACAAAAGAAUAUUACUAGACAUUUUUUUCUGAGUAUUUAGUUAAUCAAAAUGUCUUAAAAGGGACUCUGGUCAUAAUAAUUUGUUUGAGUCUUUUAAAUAACAUUGUGAAGGAGACUUUUUAAAGAGUAAUUUAAAUAUUUCCACUGUAGUUAUAUACAAUAAAUAUUUUAAUGUUUAAUGUGAAUUCUAUUCAACUAAAGUAUAGUGUAUUAAUAUUAAUUUUGUACUUAUUUAUAUGUAAAGUUAUUGGAAAAAAAACAUUUUUUAUUGGAGGUGUUUAACAUUAUUGUAAACUGUCAAAAAUAAGUACUUUUAAGUACUUUUAUAAAAACGUAAUAAUAGUUAGUGAAAUUUUAAUUUGUUACAGUGUCAAGAUAAACCAAAUGUCACAAACAGUAUAUUGUGUACUCAGUGUGGUGGCGCAGGGCAUAUAGCGAAAGAUUGUCGGAUGAAAAAUACUGGGGGCGCUAGUUUUCCAGCAAGUCAAGAUAAGAAUAAAAUUGAUGAAGAAUAUAUGUCCUUGAUGGCUGAGCUUGGGGAAGGUCCACCACCUCCAAAACAUAACAAUGAUGAUAAUUCCAUGCGUCCUGUUGGGAAUAGUAACGGAGGCUUAUUUAAUAAACCUCAACCCUUAAAACCGCUCAUGUCAAUACCACCUCCUCAUUCUAUACCAAAUUCAUUACCUCCACCGCCCUGGUCAAAUCAACCAAUGAAUGGUACAGCUAUGCCACCUCCUGGAAUUAAUGUGCCUCCACCAUGGCAAAUGCCUCCGCCAACAAAUCAGCAGUAUUCAAACAUUCCUCCUCCACCGCCAGUAGCUAAUCAAAAUUUCCAACAACAAAUGCCAUGGGCCAUGCCGCCACCACCACCACCUCCAAAUCAACCUACAUCUAUGCCGCCACCAUGGCAACAGGGACCACCACCUGCUCCUCCAGCUCCUACUACUGUGUCAGGCAUGUGGCCACCACCUGGUGUGGGUACUCAACCGUGGCCAAGUCAACAACAGCAACAAACCAAAGUUCCACCGCCAAUAGCACCCCCUCCAAUAGGUCCAUCUAUGAUGAUGCCUCCCCCUGAUUUGCAGACCUUGUUAGCUGUUCCUCCUCCACCACCACCACCUCCUCCGUCAAAUUAGAUGUAGAUAGGGCAUUUGUAUAUUUUUUCAAUAAAUAAAUAUAUUGUACAAGUCUACAUUGUGAAUAGAUUUAUAUUUUUGCUUAUAGCAUAACAUUGUGUUUAAUACAAUAUUAAUUCAAAUAUUUGAUUAAGAUUAUUAUACAUAAACUUUUUUGUAAGAUAUUGUAUAUUAUAUUUUUACAUUCAUUUAUGAUUUAAUAUUUGCAUUGCCAAUUUAUGGGAUUAGGGAGUUUUUACUUUGAAGAUUUUCUCUUGUAUAUUUCGAUUUUAUUCACUAAAUAAAAAUAUGUGUGCAUAAAUGGUUUAAUUUUAUUUAAUCAUUGUAAUAUUAUAAAAUUGUCAUUAGUAUAGCAUAUAUUAUAUCAAUUUGUUUUCUUAAUUUAAGUAAUAAAUUAACUCAUUAAUUACAAGAACAUUUAUAAUAAUAAAAAUGUCAAUUUUAGUAGAGAAGUAGGUGGAUGCUAUUGUGAAAAAUUGUAAUUUAGGUUAUUUAAUAACCUAUUAGUGACAAGAAAGAUUAUAUUAUAAUAUUUACAACUUACUUUUAAUAUAAUAUUUUUAAACUAUUUCUUUUAAACAGUACUUGUAUUUAAGUUCAAUGUUUAUUUUGGAAAUGCCUGAUCCUAUUAUGAUAAUAAAUUGGUUCUAGCAAUUAUUUAACAUCGCAUUUAUGCUAUUUAUGUAAGCAUUCUAUAUGUAUAGAACA